This is a messenger RNA of Bubalus bubalis (water buffalo), 1975 nucleotides long. RefSeq names its product keratin, type II cuticular Hb1-like. The transcript has 8 exons. The coding region runs from base 614 to 1951 and encodes 445 amino acids. Lineage: Eukaryota; Metazoa; Chordata; Mammalia; Artiodactyla; Bovidae. Gene Ontology annotation, cellular component: keratin filament. Gene Ontology annotation, molecular function: structural constituent of skin epidermis. The record is from RefSeq and is a predicted model, not a curated record. Gene Ontology annotation, biological process: intermediate filament organization; keratinization.
UUUUCCAUGUCUUGGUGGGAGUAAACACAGUUUCCUUCUGGCCAUGCCAAGGGUCAAGUGUCAUAGGUUGCCCUGAAGAGUUGGCCCCCAAGACCUACCUGUGAAGCCCCUGGAAGGCUCUUGCUCUCAAAGCUGCCAGGGUCCAUGCUCACCUUCCCACCCUAGGCUGGCCCACCCUUUGUCCCUGGUCUUAGUGCAUCUUGUGGCCCAAACUAAAAGUCAGAGGUUAUGAGUCCAGCUGACCUGAAAACCAUUAUCCCAACCCAGCUUCCCUUCCUCUCCUCAAUUAUCUUGCAAAAUGCAGAGUCCCUAGGCCUUGGUUGACCUAGGCUCCUUGGCAUCCUCAGGCCCUGAACUAUGGAAAAAAUUCUGCCAAGGCUUCAGAGUUGCCUGAGUAUAGGAUUUUCCAAAGCCCCAUCUUGAUGAUAUUAUCCCAAGAGCGGAGAAAUGACUGAGAAAUUCCCCAAGCCCAUAAAGGUGACAAGAAGUUUGCUCCACAUGGUGAUGUAGACAGUGCCAGGUGUCUGGGUUUAUAAAAGGCACAGACAGUGAGGGAGAGCUCAGAACCCUUCUCCUCUUCCUCCGGCUUCAUCUCCUCCAGGCUUGAGUCACUAUGACCUGUGGAUCAGCUUGCUUUAGCUCCCGUAGUGGAGUCCGCAAUUCCAGCUCCUGUGUGACCACUCAAAGGUACGCUCCUGGGCGCACCUUCAGCUGUGUCUCGGCCUGCGGGCCCAGGCCCAGCCGCUGCUGCAUCACGGCUGCUCCUUACCGCGGUGUCUCCUGCUACCGUGGGCUCACUGGGGGCUUCAGCAGUCGCAGUGUCUGUGGGGGCUCCCGUGCUGGUUCCAGCAGCCACAGCUUUGGGUACCGCUCUGGUGGCCCCAGCCCUCCCUGCAUCACCUCUGUGUCAGUCAACCAGAGCCUCCUCAGGCCCCUCAACCUGGAGAUCGACCCCAAUGUGCAGAGCAUAAAGCACCAGGAGAAGGAGCAGAUCAAGAGCCUCAACAGCAAGUUUGCUGCCUUCAUUGACAAGGUGCGCUUCCUGGAGCAGCAGAACAAGCUGCUGGAGACCAAGUGGAAGUUCUACCAGAACCAGCGCUGCUGCGAGAGCAACCUGGAGCCCCUGUUCAAUGGCUACAUCGAGACGCUGAGGCGGGAGGCUGAGCGUGUGGAGGCCGACAGCGGGAGGCUGGCCUCAGAGCUCAACAGCCUGCAGGAGGUGCUGCAGGGCUACAAGAAGAAGUAUGAAGAAGAGGUCGCCCUGAAGACCACGGCAGAGAAUGAGUUUGUCAAAAUCAAGCAGGAGGUUAAUUGUGCCUAUGUGCUCAAGGGAGAUCUGGAGGCCAACGCACACAGCCUGGUAGAGGAGGUGGGCUUCCUGAAGACCCUGUAUGAAGAGGAGUUGAGAGUCAUGCAAGCCCACAUCUCAGACACCUCAGUUAUUGUCAAGAUGGACAAUAGCCGGUACCUGAACAUGGACAGCAUUGUCGCUGAGAUCAAGGCUCACUAUGAUGAAAUCGCCAGCCGCAGUCAGGCCAAGGCUGAGAGCUGGUACCGCAGCAAGUAUGAGGAGAUCAAGGCCACAGUGAUCCGGCAUGGGGAGACCCUGAGCCGCACCAAGGAGGAGAUCAAUGAGCUCAACCGCCUGAUCCAGAGGCUGACAGCUGAGAUUGAAAAUGCUAAGAGCCAGAACUCCAAGCUGGAGGCCGCAGUGACCCAGGCGGAGCAGCAGGGCGAGGCGGCCCUUAAUGAUGCCCAGGGCAAGCUGGCGGGGCUGGAGAAAGCCCUGCAGAAGGCCAAGCAGGACAUGGCCUGCCUGCUCAAGGAGUACCAGGAGGUGAUGAGCUCCAAGCUGGGCCUGGACAUCGAGAUCGCCACCUACAGGCGCCUGCUGGAGGGCGAGGAGCAGAGGCUGUGUGAAGGCAUCAAUGCUGUGAAUGUCAGUGAGUAAUUCGGGCCCUGAAGGGGAGACACU